AUGUUUAGGCCAGCUCCAGCUCCAGAUGCACUACCACAACAGAAUGGAAUAAAGGGUUACUUUCUGGUACAAUGGUUUAGUUUCGCAACGGUUGGUAUCGAUCCCACCUCUUUGGAAAGAACUACUGUUAAUUAUUAUUUGGCUUGGAUACCAAUGAUGUCACUGCUGGCUCUUUGUUUUCCCAUAGUCAUCUAUGCUAGUCAGUAUAUAAAAGAUUUGGAUCUGGUGACGGAUGCUUUGUCGCCCAUUUGGCAAGCAGCAUUAUCCAUUAUGAAGUUGAUGUACUUUAUGUGGAAUAAGGAUAAAAUUGUGGAAUUGGUGCGUAAAAUAUGGCUGUGGAAUUCAAAAGCCACCGAUGAAGAACUGAAAAUUCUGUCUGAGGAAAAUCGUAUAGACACAAAAUUUUCCAGGAUUUAUUAUAUUUGUGUUUUUACAACUGGUGUUUUGGCUUUGGUUUCCCCACUUGUCAUAUCAUUUUUCUAUCAUCUAAAGGGACAAGGUUUUCGAACGAAUUUAGAACCACCCCUAAAAGCAACUUACUUUUUCGAUACUACAACACAUAUAGGCUACGCCAUUGCAUACAUCUGGGAUCUAGUCGGUAUUUCUUUCGUCAUCAAUGGAAAUCUCGCAAUCGAUUCGCUUUUCUCUUGGUUUAUGCACAACGUAGUAGCACAAUUUCGUAUUCUCAAUUUACACUUCAAAUCGGAUGCCAAUACGGUUCGUCAUCAAGGCGACGAAGAGGAAUUUCGUAAGCUUAUAAUACAUCGUAUAAAACAUCAUCGUCGUGUCAUUGAGUUGGCUCAAAAUUUCAAUGAGGUCUACAUGAUUAUUGUAUUCAUAAAAUUCACCAUUAGUUUCAUACAAAUUGCUUUUCUGGCCUAUCAAUUUGCCAGAGGUCGUGAAAUGUCGGCACAAUUGUUUCAUUUCUUCUUUCUGAUAUCGGUAGCCAUGCAGCUGAUAUUGUACUGUUAUGGUGGACAAAGGAUUAAGGAUGAGAGCGCUUUGGUCGCAGUUGGCAUCUAUGACUAUUUCAAAUGGCAUGACUUGAGCAUACAAUCUAAGAAAUUAUUACUUUUGCCUAUGAUGAGAGCCCAAAAACCAUGUAUUUUGUCUGGUGUAUUUUUUGAGGCCGACUUGAGUUUAUUUUUAUGGGUUUUUAAAACUGCUGGCUCGUUUAUUACUAUGCUUUUAACCCUCGAGGAAAAGGAAACUACAUAG
Molecule: messenger RNA, 1218 nt
Organism: Calliphora vicina (urban bluebottle blowfly)
Lineage: Eukaryota; Metazoa; Arthropoda; Insecta; Diptera; Calliphoridae
Product: odorant receptor 45a-like
Exons: 5
Coding region: 1-1218 (405 amino acids)
Biological process (GO): sensory perception of smell; detection of chemical stimulus involved in sensory perception of smell
Cellular component (GO): plasma membrane
Molecular function (GO): odorant binding; olfactory receptor activity
Source: RefSeq, a predicted model, not a curated record